AUAUAUUUUUGUGUGAAUCCAAUGAGACAAGAAAUUUUUUUUCAACAGAUCGCUAAGCAGCAGGUAUUAGCAGGAGAAAAAGUCAAGAAAGAAUUGGACCAAGUAAAUAAAGAACUACUUUUAAUAGGCGAACUUCAAUUAGAAAAUAUGAGGAGGAUAGAAACUUUUUCUGCUAGUAGGAAUAAUGAAUAUGAGGUGGAGGAGUUGAAGAAGGCAUGUGAGGAAGAGAUUAAAGCCAUGAAUCAACAACUAGAGGCAAAAGUAGGAAUUUUAGAAGCAUACAAACAUAGGGUUAUAGAGAUGGAGCAUAUCAUACUCGAAAGGGAUAAUUUAAUUUUGUCUUUGAAGCAGAUGAUUCAGGAAGUAAAUGAACAACGAUUCGAAAAAUUAGAGGUGAGUUGUCGUAUUACUGAAAAAUUUAAUGUGAAUACGGAUGAUAAUGGUUUUUCAGAAUUAACUCAUUAG
Molecule: messenger RNA, 465 nt
Organism: Leptinotarsa decemlineata (Colorado potato beetle)
Lineage: Eukaryota; Metazoa; Arthropoda; Insecta; Coleoptera; Chrysomelidae
Gene: Tsc1
Product: tuberous sclerosis 1 protein hamartin
Biological process (GO): regulation of cell cycle; negative regulation of cell population proliferation; negative regulation of TOR signaling
Cellular component (GO): TSC1-TSC2 complex
Source: RefSeq, a predicted model, not a curated record